Messenger RNA from Plasmodium fragile, 7929 nucleotides. RefSeq lists its product as uncharacterized. NCBI's taxonomy places the organism in Eukaryota, Apicomplexa, Aconoidasida, Haemosporida, Plasmodiidae. The transcript has 4 exons. The record is from RefSeq and is a predicted model, not a curated record. Gene Ontology annotation, molecular function: helicase activity. Bases 1 to 7929 code for a protein of 2642 amino acids.
AUGGAAAAUCAAUUCAAUGCGAAAUUAGAAAGAGUCACGGAUUUUAGCUUAUUUGAAAAAUUAAAAAAAUCGAUCUUAAAAGACAAUGUGAACGAACUGUAUAUAUCCUCGUUAAAAUCCAUUUUGGAAAAGUUAAAGGACCCGGGUGUUGAUACGAGUCACAUCAUUUGCAAUCACCACUACGCAGAAGCUGUUCUAUUUUUUUACGCAACUUUAAUUAUAGAAAAAUAUGAAUUCGUUUCUGUCUUUUGUGAAGAUAUAAUUUCAAGUAACAAAUUUCAGGAUGUAGUGGAUAAUUUAAAAAGAAUAAAAGGAAAACAUGUGGAGAGUUUGAGUAAGAUAAAAAAAAUAAUUAUUGAAAAUAUAGAUAACUGUGAAAAGUGCUUGAUGAUUUAUUAUCUGUUGCAGAAGGAAUUCUUAGAAAUGAUAUCUGCGUUUACAAAAAAUGAGGAAGCAUUAAUAAAUUUCGUGAAAAGAGAAAUUUUUAAAUUCAAUUUUAAUCGAUUAUUUAAUAAGAUAAUUUGUCCUGUUGAAUAUGACAAGGUCGAUUCUGUUGUACUAGAGCUUAUGCUAAAUGGGGGAAAAAUAUUUCAAGUGAAUGAUAAUUAUCAGUUGGAGACGAGCCAAAUAAAUCAGGAAAACCUGAAAUUAUUCACAGAGAAAUUUAUGAGUUUAAAAAAUGACACUAUAUAUGAUAUUAUAAAAAAGUAUGCCCACCAUGAGUCGCUAAUUUUUCUUUGCAAUCUUGUCCACAUGGAAUUUAAAAAAUGUAAAGAUUUGUUAACAAAAGUGAAUGGUGAAAUGUGUAAGAAGAUAGAUUGUCCAAACGAUGACUCGAAAAAAUGUAACGAGACCGAAUCGGAGGAAAAUUUGGAUAGCUAUAAUAUCACAAAAAAUUUGCAAUCAUAUGUAUAUGUACAUAUAUUUCUCCUUUUCCAACAUGGGGAAGUGGAGAAUAGCAUAAUAAAAGUUCUGAAGGAUAAAAUUAUCCUUUACUCGUUAAUGCUGAACGCUCUGAGAUAUGCGGACAAUUUUAUCCAGUUGAUAAUUUUCAAAAUUAUAAAUUUUACCUUUAUAAAUGACGAUAAUUUUUUAAAUGAUUCAAAUAAAAAAUUGAUCAUAUCUAUUUUGUCCUACUGGGUCAAGUUAGCAGACGCUUGUAUUAUUAAAAUGAUAAACACGAGUUUGCCUGAGGGGAACGUUGCGUCGAAUGUGCUAAAAACUGAUAAUUUUUUUUUAAAAAAAAAAUUUUCAGACUAUGACAUAUUGAAGUAUAUACAGUGUUUAAUCAGUGCAAUAUAUCUGCUCUCCCUUAUUAAGAGGAGGAGAAAAACGGAAGCGUCUAAUUUGUUAUCGGAAGAAUCAACUCUGCAAAAGCAUAAGCGUAGUAUGGCCUUUUAUAUGAAUGAAUAUAAUUUAGAAAGCUUAUCCUUGAAGGCCUUUUUUACAAAGAAUGACGUGUAUGAUUAUUUCUUGGGUAUCCUAUUUUCAGAAAAUAAAGAACUCAUUAAUAAGCUGUUUAAUUUAGUAUUCAAGCUGUUACACUUUUUAAAAAAUUCCAAGUUGUACAUUUCGAAAAACACCAAUAUAAAAAAUAAAUAUUUUGAGGAAGUCACUACAUUUUCUUGCAUAAAUAUUGUGUACAACAUUUUAGACGUGACGAAAAGGAUGUUUUUGAAUUCGUUCGAGGUUGAUGAAUAUACCAAAAAUUUGUACAGAAAAUGUCUGAGAGAGGAUAAAAACUCCUUUGAUUGCAUUGUUUUGCAUUCAUUUCCUCAAUUUAUUAGCCACAGGGAUUAUCACAUGCGUUUGUACUCAAUUAAGGUUUUGUCAACCCUGUUGUCUGAUUCGGUCAUUCGGGAUUCACUGGAGAAGAAUACCAUUUUUGAAAUUUUCGAUUCGUUGAUGAGCAUGAAGUUCCAUAGCGACCAACAGAAAAGGAACGAUGAGAGGAAGAACGUAAAUAAUUUGCUGCUACUCCUGUUGAAGGCAAAUAUAAGGGAGAACAAAUAUUCCAGUAAAACUACAAAUAUAAUAUUUAGUGUUAAACAGAAAGAUGUUAAGAAGUACAUUGUGUCCAUCUGCGAUGAUGGCUACCCCCUUCUAGAUUUGAAAAGCAUAUUUGAAUAUAUUUUUGUCUUGUUUGUAAAAAUAAUCAACGUCAUUGUAAAAAGGGUGUUGUCCCUUUUGGAGAUAGAAAAGUAUAAAGUGCUAUUUAUGAAUGUGUAUGAAAUUGUAGAAUUGUUCAUGAAAGAAUUAAAACAAGAGAAGAACAAAAAAUGCAGAUCCUUUUUUUUUUCCGAAGCUAUGUAUUUUUCGCACGUGAUUUCGAAUAGUAUAUAUAAGUCCAAGGUGCAUUCCUCUGUUCCAUUUAUGAAUAAGGUUUUUACCUUAAUUAAAAAUAUUGAGAAUUACGUAGAUGUCAUGUAUGAUGAUUUGUGUACGUUUAAGGAUGUGCAGCAGAAGCUCCCCCAGGCAGGAACUUAUGAAGAAAAACUUUCUGGUGAAAGAACAUAUGAGGAGGGUGCAACUGAAGAGGGGCUGUUUGAUGAUGGUUUUUCAGAUGAUAAGUUGUGUUAUUCUAGUGAUUCAAAUUCGAACAGCAUAAAGGAUAUGCACAUGCUCUAUUUUUAUACUAACACAUUUUGUGAGGACGAAAAGGGAGGAGGGAAGAAGGAACCAAUUGGUGCUACCCCGGAUAGGAGCAGCACGAGUAAUCAGAACGGUGGCGCCACUGGGUGUCCGCUGGACCAUGUUAGCAAAGCGGAACUGGCGAAGUCCUACUCAAAUGAAUUAAGCAGAUUUAAAGUUUUCAUGAAUAGGUCAAUUACGAAGAGCAAAUUGAACGAAGAAGGGAUUUUCAAUUACAUGCACAUUUUUUUCUUCCUAUGCGUAAGUAAUGCAAGUAUGAAAACUAGGAGACACGUGGUAAAAUCGUAUGACCUGAUCACGAAGUAUAUCAUGAAGGAUGAAUAUAGAUUAAAUAGAGUGAAAAAGAAAAGUGGCAUUUUCUUUCCGCCAAUUGUAAUUAUUAGAGAUGUGGAGAAUGAAGACAAAAGAUAUAAUAUAACAGUUGAUAAAUAUGACUACAUGUUAAAAAGCUACAUAGUGGACUUUUUCAAAUCGAAAAAGUACAUGUACAGUUUUUUAUUGUCAGUUUUCCAAUUUAGUAACAUAAUGAUUUUGUACUUAAAAAAAACAAAUUUCAUAAACAACGAUUUUGAUGAAAAAUUUGAUGUGUUAGAAUGCUUCAUGUUAGUAAAUUCGAAGACUUGGUUUUAUCUGAAUGUUACCAUUGAAUGUGUACAGAAAUAUAUUAACAUGAAAAAAGCGGAUCCAUUUCUACUGCGUAUCCUUAAUUUAAUAAUAGACAACGUGUGGAAAAUUAUUAUAUUCAUUAUUUUUAAUACAAAAAUAAAAGCCUUUUCGAUAAAGUCCAGAACGCAUUCUAUACGUAUUUUCGCAAGAGAUUCGUUGUUAUUAUUUCUGGACUUUUUUUCCACAUGGAUUUUGUUUAUAAGAAAAUUUUAUUCAAAAGGGGAGCCUUUUGCCAAGGAUGUUAUACUACCUGAAUUAUUCUUUAGGAAAUUUAGCAGUCUGUCUACGCAAAUUUUGGCCAUCUUCAAUUUUGUCGAAUCGAAUUUAUCCUCAAUUAGUCACCGUGACACGAAUGCAUCAUUGUUAAUCAAGCAGAAAGAAAUUAUGAGCAACAUUUUAGAUGCACUGGUAGAUCUAGCAAAAGAUAAAGCGCCUCAUGGGUAUGAAACCCAUUUGAAUAAUCUUGUCCAGUUUAAACUAAAAUUGAAGGGUUUGCCAACGCCAAAAUAUGUACAGGAACUCACUCAUGCCUGUGACUAUGAAGCAGUGUUUACUAAAACGAAGCAAAUGUUAAUGGGUAACGAGAGGAGUGAUCUAUUCGUUACAGGACCAAAGGCCAGAGAAGGAAGCAGCACAACGUAUCUGGAACCGAAUGCAGCUAACCUAAUGAACAAUAAGGAUCUCAACUGCAAUGUGGUCACUCGUUCCGGACAGGAGAAUAACUCGGACACCGUUACGUGCAGCAACGCGAAGGAGCUUGAAGUGGGAAGAUCGAGAGCUGCAUUGGGAGCAACAUCAGGUGUAGCGUCAAGAGCAGUGUCCAGAUCGGCGUCCAGGUCGCACUCCCCCUCUAACAGUCUAAGUUCAAAGGAUGGCAAAUACAAAGAAAACCAAGCUAAUUUCGACCACUUGUCGGGGGAAAUGACAAAAGAAGCAGCCUUAGAGAAGGCCAAAAAAAUUUUAGAAAAAACGGCUGCCUUCAAAACGCAGAAGAGAGCCAUCGUACUAAAUGAAACAAAUGCGAAGAAUAACAAACAUCAAUAUUUUAAAGAGAUGAAAGGAAAGAGAUUGGAAGCAGAGAAUAGCAUGAAUAAGUAUUACGUCAUGUUGCAGGAGUUCCUGAAUUGGGAUUUUAGCUGUUUGGACAACAUGCUGAUGUAUAAGAUGUGCAUUAAUGAGGAGAUUCCUCUGCGUUUCCGGAACGAAGAAGAUUUCUACAGAAUUUUUAAACCCAUGGUCCUGGAAGAGUGUAGGUGUUGCAUUAUUAACAAAAUGGCUGGCAGUACACAUAAAUAUGUGCUAAACUUGAUUGCAAAGAAGAAAACGUCAUACUGGAUAGAAUGGCAGAUGUCAUUAGGAAAUGAGAACAAGGCAAUCGCCGAUAGCUUAAAGCCAAUGGAUUUGAUUGCAUUAAUUCCAUUCGAAAGUGAGAGCAACGUUUUGUUGGAUAAUGACAAAGGGACUGUUAAAUAUCAUAAUUUGAAAAAGAUUUUAAAAAAUAAUAAACAUUUAAUAGGAUUGGUAGAUUUUUCCAUGAAUAAAAUAGAAAAUAUGUGUGAAGUUAAGUUAAUUAAUGAAGACAUUUUUCCCCCAAAAUCGGGAAAUGAGAAAAAUAGAUUAAAAUUAAAUUGUCUUACAUGUAAUAAAUUCAAUGGCUAUUUUUUGUGUAACUUAAUGACAAAUAUAAGAGAAUUUCAGAGUGUGUAUUUGAGUAGGAACUCCUCCCUAUUUAACAUAAUUCUGAACCCUACCUUGUGUAAUAGGAAUUUGAAGGAAACAAAAAAGAUGUCCUGUACUAAUGGUUGCUUGAAUGAAGAGAAUAUAAGAGGGAAUGACAUGUGGAGAAGUAAUUUAACCAGUUUGGAAAAGUGCAUACUGAAUGUUAUGAGGGAUUAUAAUUUAUUAAAUGAGUCUCAAAUAGAGGCCGUUAAAAUGGUUUUUCUAAAUAAAAAUAGCAUUUCGUUAAUACAAGGCCCACCAGGUACAGGGAAGACGAAAACCGUUAUUGGGAUUAUAUCCGCUUUGUACGCAAUUAUUAAUCAGCGGAAUAGUGAGGAAAAAGGAGAACUAGCGAAGACAAAGAAGGAUUGUGCUUAUAAUGAUCAGAGCGAAAAUUGUAAUAAGAAAAUUUUGGUUUGUUCCCCCUCCAAUUCUGCAAUUGAUGAGAUUGCCAAGAGGAUCCUAAAUGAUGGGUUAAUAAAUUUUGCCAAUAUUGUUGGAUCGAGAAGUGGCGGAAAAAAGAGCAGCGGUAGUAGCAGUAGCAACCGCAGCAGCAAUAACAGUAGCAACAGCAGCUACAAUAACAGCCUGAACAGAAGCAACAUGAGAGUGUUUGGGGGGCGGGGUGACGUUAACAGUGUAACUAAUCCAAACAUGAAAAAAAUGCUGAACACACAAAGUGCACACAAAAAGGGGAAGAGCGGGAAUGCAGAAGAAAGGCGUAUUAGGUAUAGGAACGUCCUAAAACAAACCAUCACGCCCAAAUGUAUCAGAAUAGGUAUAUCGAAGAGGACACAUGAAGAAAUACAACCCAUUUCGCUGGAUUACAUAUUCAGUAAGAGAAAGAAUAUGGAAAAGAACGCGUACGAAACGCGCUUUAAUGAUAAAAAGAAUAAAGUGUCCCUUUCUCUUAAGGCGAUUGAUCACACAUGUAGAAGAGUGGAAGAAGUGAGAGGAAAAUUCAAUCACAGCGAUUCUAAGAAGUACUGUUUCGAGUUUAAUGAAACCAAAUCUAAAUCAUCAUCGCUUGAAAAAAUUGAAAAUGUAAAUGAUUUUUUUGCAGAAGAAAUUAUAAAUAAUGUGGAUAUAAAAUAUUUAGAAAAAUUAUUAUACCUAUUUAAUGAAUCUUUUUCUCAUUACGAAUGGAGUUUGGAAAAACUGAAAGCUGAAAAAAAAUGUUUUGAGGAGAAGAAAAAAAAACUGAUAGAUACGGACAAGGAAAUAGGUUCCUUCUAUGCAAAUAGUAAUAAAGACAAUAUGGUUUUCGAAAGUGAAGUGAUAUUUAGCACCUUAUCAGGAAGUGCAUCUCCUGUAAUUGAGAAUUUAGAAUUUGAAUAUUUAAUAAUAGAUGAAGCUUGUCAGUGUGUGGAAUUAAGUUGUUUAAUACCCUUCAGAUUAAAAAUUAAGAAUGUAAUUAUGUUGGGAGAUCCAAAGCAAUUGCCAGCCACCACGUUUUCUACUGAUUGUACAAAAUAUGGGUACAGUAGAUCAUUAUUUGAAAGGUUGCUACUGUGUAAUGCUCCAAACGUUCUGCUGAAUGUGCAGUAUCGUAUGAGAGAAGAAAUUUGCUGCUUCCCCAAUAUGUAUUUCUACAAGGGGUUGAUAAAAAAUGAUGAAAAUUUAAUGAACAAGCCGUCAUUUUAUUUGCAUUAUUUAAAUCUAUAUGGGUGUUAUAAAUUUAUCAAUAUUGAGGGAAUAGAGUCCACUACAUGUCAUAAGUCGUACAUUAAUUAUGUGGAGGCCUAUUUCAUAUUCAAAUUAGUAUUAUACAUUCACCACUUUUUUAGUAACAAAAAUGAUGAAAAUCCAAUUCCUAGUUUUUACAAAUUGUCUGCUAAUUUUAGCUUAAGUGAUAUAGGAAUUAUUUGUCCGUACCUGUCCCAAGUCAAUUUAAUAAAAAGAAUGUUUCAAGGUUAUUUUCCAUUGACCAGUUGUCCAGAUGUUUCCACGGUGGAUGCGUUUCAAGGGAGAGAAAAGAGCAUCAUCAUUUUUUCAUGUGUGCGUUCAAAUCGUCAGGCUCUGGAAAUGUUUAGAAACAGGGAUGAAUUAGAAAGUGAAAGUGGGAAUUUUCAUUCACGUGGGAAAAGGGGAGGAGGUUAUCGUAGUCAUAGUGACCUCAGUUUGGAUGACCCCCCUUUUGACGACGCCAGUUCUGAUGACUCUUAUGUUGAUGAGCUGCAUACGAAAAAGUGGUUCAACGUGGACGGGAAAGGUAUGCAAACAGAGAAUGACUUCAAAUCGGUACAUAAUAAACGUGGAAAUAAUAUCGGAUUUUUAAAAGAUGAAAGAAGAUUAAAUGUGGCUCUUACUCGAGCAAAGGAUUGCUUAUGGAUAAUAGGAAAUAAAAAAAAUUUAGAAAAAAACUGCAUGUGGGAUUCGUUAAUAAAAAAUGCAAUUGCAAGAAAUUAUUAUUCAGACUUAGAUCUAAAUUUUGGCCAGAGCACCACAGAAGAAAACAUAAAAGACAUAAUUGAUACGUAUUUUUCUCAAAUUGGGAAGAAUGCAACGGAAGGAAUAAACUGCAAGGAUGGGGAAAAUGACAUAAAUCAUGAAAUAUUUAGCUCGUCCAAUUCUGAGGGUAGCAUCAUAAAUGGUUUCAGAAAAAAUAGUGGAAGUCUCUUUAAAGAAAGAAAAGAUUUUUCGCGAGUAAAUUAUAUCACUGGGAAUGAGAACAAAUUGAAAACCAACAUUAAUGCGAGUUCUGUGCCUCAACGUCAAUUUAUGUUCAGCAAUGCUUAUACUGGUAACAGAUUUUGGGGGAAUGCCGAAAAUGAAAAUAAUGGAACCAUAAAAAAUGGUAAUUUUGGUAGUAACGUAAGAAAAAGGCCAAAAGAUAGCAGCAUGGGUGACGAUCAAGAGGAAUUGUUCCCAAAAAGACGGAGACAAAACUAA